Molecule: messenger RNA, 1978 nt
Organism: Sceloporus undulatus (fence lizard)
Lineage: Eukaryota; Metazoa; Chordata; Lepidosauria; Squamata; Phrynosomatidae
Gene: TM6SF2
Product: transmembrane 6 superfamily member 2
Exons: 10
Coding region: 179-1291 (370 amino acids)
Biological process (GO): regulation of lipid metabolic process; lipid homeostasis
Cellular component (GO): endoplasmic reticulum membrane; endoplasmic reticulum-Golgi intermediate compartment membrane
Source: RefSeq, a predicted model, not a curated record
GUCUUGUGCAACCCAGUUGCUACUAACCUUUGGAUAGGAUGGGUCCUUUCGGCUGUAGGUCGGCAAGGCUGGUCUGACCCCUGUCAUCCGGAGCCAGCCUGACCUGGCUCCUUAAACCCGAAUUCCCACAACCAGGAGACACCCGUGUUGGCUUCCUUUUCCUUGCAGGCUUGCCAACAUGGGGCUCUACUCGGCUUUGGGUGCCAUCGCCUUGUACCUCUCCGCCUUCCCUAUUUCUUACCUGUUCAACAGCCUGGCAGCCAUGGAGCACCCUUUGGCCGUCAUGACUGCUGGUUUCGGAGUCCUGUUGUUCUUGUUUGCUCUGGUCUACCUUCCAAACCGCUCGCAGGAUCCUCUUUUCUAUGUAUUUAUGGUCUUUUCCUUCACUUCGGGGAUUGAUGCAGUCAUCGCUUUGGAAGAAGACGGAUAUAUCAACAACUACAUGGGCUUCUACAUGAGAGAGGGUGAACCGUACCUUAGCACAGCCUAUGGGAUCAUGAUCUGCUACUGGGAUGCGGUGAUCCACUACGCCUUGUAUCUCGCCAUGAUCAUCGCUAUUGCAGAAAGAAAGAGUUACCGGAAUAUUGGCCUCUACUGGGUUGGAUCUCUCAUGAUGAGCCUCGUCGUUUUUCUGCCAGGCAACGUCAUUGGGAAAUACGGUUCUGAAGUCCGUCCUGCUUUCCUGCUCAAUAUUCCCUACCUACUCAUCCCCAUCUGGGCUGGGAUGCGGAUCUUCGCCCAGCCCAAGAAUUCGGUCCUGGUGACGGCUGAUCAGAUUGCUGAGGAACAGCGCAAGACCUUGCUCCAGCGCCCUUGGGAUUUGGGAUUAGUGGGAUUCCUCCUUUUUGCCGUGAUCUUCACACUUUUCCGAGGACUGGUCGUUCUGGAUUGCCCCUCCGAAAUGUGCUUCGACUACAUUUACCAGCAAGAACCAUACCUGCGUGACCCAGUGGCCUACCCCAAAGUCCAGAUGCUGGUGUUCCUCUUUUACGGCCUGCCAUAUUUCUGCAUCUGCAUCUAUGGGUUACUCUUUCCUGGUUCCAGGUGGAUGCCGGAUUGGGCCCUGAUUUGUGCCGGUGCCAUUGCCCAGGCUCAAUUCUCUCAUGUUGGAUCUUCCCUUCACCAACGCACCCCUUUCCCGUAUCGAACCCCGGAAGGAGCAUGGUGGACCGUCGUCCUCUCCAAUGUUAUCUACGCACUGGGACCUCACCUACUUGCUUACCGCUGUCUCCGAAACCCAGCUUUUUUCAGCCACCAGGUUUCUCGAGACGAGGACAAGAAAACCCAAUGAUUCACACCAUCUGCUCCAUUACGCUGGUUGCAGAUCAGAUCACAUUGGUGCAAACCUGGUUCUGCAAGGUUUGAAAUAUUGCAGAAGGCUUCAGGACCACUCCACAGCAUCCCUGGAGCCUGUUUUUCUUUUUGUCUCUACAGCAAAUGUUGAAAUUUGCUCUUUUGAAACAAACUGAUUUCCAAAGAAGGUGGAAAGGGAAGUGAAUAGUUGUGCCUUUGACUUGUUUCCGACUUAGGACAACUCCAAGGCAGGUCUAUCAUGGGGUUUUCUUAGCAAGAUUUCUUUACAGGAGGUUUGCCUUCGCCUUCUUCCAAGGAUGAGAGAGAGUGACUUAUCCAAGGGUCACCCUGGGUUUCAUGGCUAAGCUGGGAUUCGAACCCUGGUCUCUGGAGUCGAAACAUAUAACAAAAAAGAUGCCUGGGCAUGUUUACACAGCCACAAGUCAGUUUUCCAAAACGAUUUGGGGUUCAAGAGGUACACACCAGUGAGAGACAGACAUCCGAAGUGCAUCAUAAUAGUCAUGUCAACAAGCUGGCACUUGUGAUCUAGGACUCUAUUUUCAAUGUAAAGGGAAAGGGACAAUUUUACAAACUGUUAUUCACAGAGUAACAGUCCUGUGGAGAUACUCAAGUAAGUCCUUAUUUUAAAAAAUAAAAUAAAAUCAAUUUAUAUACUACUUUUAAA